AUGGUCUACAAGAAGAACGACCUCCCUUAUAUCCGCCGCUUCAUCACAACCCACAACUCCGAGGGUGAGGCGAUAUUUCUUUCCCAUGCCCAAAUCCCCGACUACCUUCCCUCAACUCCAGCCGGUGACGAUGGCGAGAUAGCCCUAUUGUACGCUACAACCAGUGACCCGGCCUCAGUGGACGCCGAAGCCGAUGUCGCCAUGUAUGACGAGUUCCUCCACCAACCUCCUGGUAUAACCGUCGAUGAAGGAACUGUUUUCCGAUUGAUAGAUCUUCAUCCUGGGAAAGCCACGCCGAUGCAUCGUACCGUGAGCCUUGAUUAUGGGGUCAUCAUUGAGGGCGAGGUUGAUCUUGUUCUGGAUUCUGGUGCUAGUCGACGCAUGCACCGUGGUGAUGUCAGUGUGCAGCGUGGAACAGCACAUUCCUAUCGCAAUCGAAGUCACACUGAGUGGUGUCGCAUGUUAUUUGUGUUUUUGCCGAUGCAGAAGUUGUCCAUUCAGGGAAAGGACUUGGAGGCCGAGGUUUAUGAUGAAGGGUAUGAGGAUGCGGAGAGGGAGCAAAAUAGUCAGGACGGCGAUCAGGCUACAUAG
Penicillium soppii is the source of this 591-nucleotide messenger RNA. Its product is annotated as cupin domain-containing protein. Lineage: Eukaryota; Fungi; Ascomycota; Eurotiomycetes; Eurotiales; Aspergillaceae. Bases 1 to 591 code for a protein of 196 amino acids. The transcript has a single exon. The record is from RefSeq and is a predicted model, not a curated record.